GCUGUUGUCAGAAACUGGAACUUAGCGUGACUGAGCGAUACUCGAUCCUUUCAUUGUAACGUGUUUUGAUUAUCGCCGUAUACGUGUAAAAAUGUUGAGCUUCAGAGAACGCCCAGUAACACACCGGAUAUGAAAUGUGGAAUCGGUCUGAAUACGUAAGCACAUCUGUUCCAUACAUAAAAAAGAAUUGCCAACUUGAACCGAAAAAAGAGUAAGAUCGCAGUACUUCCACCAUGGAAUUAACGCUUUUUCUUGGAGUCGUUGUUUUUCUUCCAUUUGUGGUCAAAGUUUAUGCCGCGGACUGCUCAUGCUACACAUUCCACGAAGACGGGCUCACAUGGACUGCGGCCAGACAGUCGUGUAAAUCUAACGGAGGAGACCUUGUCUCCAUGGAAACACCACAUGAAUGGCAAGUUGUAAGAGAUUACAUCCAAAACCUGACGAACAAGUUCAACAAUGACUGGCAUAUCGGUUUGCGAAGGAACACCACAGUGAUAGGGAACUGGACCUGGACCUGGGUGAAUGGAAAGCCACUAACCAUUAACCACUGGCAGCCUUGGCAGCCUCGAGAUGGUGCGCCGUAUGUGGUGAUGGCGAAAAACUACCCGCCGGGAACUAGGGGGCUUUUUAAUGACAUAAGAGGAGACAUUUUCGCCGGCUUCAUCUGCGAAAUACCCUCUGAGUGUUCAAGAAGUGGUUUAACCUGCAAGAUCACUGAAGUAUUCAGAGUAGUUCCAUCUGGCACAAGUAGCAAACAAACACCACCGACGUUGAGAACUGAAAAAAACACGCGAGCCAGCAAUACUGAUAUUAUUUCCAUGGUAAGAAAAGUUCAACCUCCUGCCGGCUUCAUCCAUUGGACAAUCGCAAUAAUUCCGCUCGUUUGCGUGAUACUGGUCUUAGUUUGCGUCAUUGGCUUCCUUCUUUGGCGCUUGAAAAUGAAAACAAGCAAACAAAACGGCGACAUAACUGCACAGCCAUUUUAUUAUGACGCACAGACUCGAUCUCUUCGCAAACAGGAUGAUGGGGCAAACAAUUUCCGUGAAGUCAACCAGCUAAAAGUGCAUUUUCAAGACUCGCCUGAUUGCGAAGAUCAGAAAUAUCACCUGUUACAGCGAUCAGCAAACAAUGAAAACAGAAACGUUCAAUACGCUUCCCCGUACAAAACUCCAGGACAACUCUCAAUCUCCAGGCGGUUAGCAAUAAGACGAAAGAGCAGCGAUGAACUCAAAGGUAAAUACCCGCUGAAUAAAGGCAGAGAAAAUAGAGAGGUGACAAAAGACUACAGUGCAUUAAAGACGGACUCAACUGAACAGAACAACGAGAGUGAUAAUUGUCGUGCUUAUCAAGCUUUGGUCACCGAUUACGAGGAACCUGUAAACAUCAUUUUGGCUGGUAAGGAAAAUGCUGAAAGUCAUAAGUGCUCUGAAGACGAACUGUCCUAUCUUGAAAUAAUUGCAUGACAAAACUACUCUUUCACUUCUUUAUUCAGAACAUUUAUUUUCGAUAAAAGUUAUCAUACAUAAACCAGUUACCAUUACACACGGUAGCCUGCAAAGGGAAAGAACCGCCGCUUGUGCUAAAUCAUGUACAGUUUCUUUCAAUUAUAAUUACAAUCCUUGCUUUGUUUAUAUACAGGACUGUAUCUUAAAAUCUAUGUUGUAUAUAGGUUUUGUCAAAGGAGAAAAUCUUCUGUCAGAAAAAAAAUACUAUUGUACUGUUUUCAUUCCUAUUAUGAUCUUAUUAACUUCUGUUUUAA
Pocillopora verrucosa is the source of this 1759-nucleotide messenger RNA. RefSeq names its product layilin. Gene Ontology annotation, molecular function: extracellular matrix protein binding; extracellular matrix binding. Lineage: Eukaryota; Metazoa; Cnidaria; Anthozoa; Scleractinia; Pocilloporidae. Gene Ontology annotation, biological process: cell migration. Gene Ontology annotation, cellular component: external side of plasma membrane; extracellular matrix. The record is from RefSeq and is a predicted model, not a curated record.